Molecule: messenger RNA, 1196 nt
Organism: Chelonus insularis
Lineage: Eukaryota; Metazoa; Arthropoda; Insecta; Hymenoptera; Braconidae
Product: carbonic anhydrase 6-like
Exons: 6
Coding region: 173-1096 (307 amino acids)
Molecular function (GO): carbonate dehydratase activity; zinc ion binding
Source: RefSeq, a predicted model, not a curated record
UGUUCAUAUUAUCUAGCACUAGGGGUACAUAAAAAUAAAUUAGUUUCCGUGCAAAUUACAAUAAUUAAAUUGCCCAUACUACACUUCGUAAAUUGAUAAAUAAUAAACGAAGUUUUUUAGUAAACUUAGUUAUCGUUUGAAGCUGGUGCAUUACUUAUCAACUUAAUAAAUAAUGGAAUCCGUUAAUAAGAAUAGUUUUAUGGGUCUAAGUAUAUUAAUAAUAACAUUCUUCAUUGAUUCGUCUUUAACAACAGAUUUUGAUUACAAGAAUGUUGAUUCCUGGGUACAAAAAUAUCCAAUGUGUGGUGGUCAACGUCAAUCACCAGUACGUGUCGAGGAAGAUCAGGUUGAUUUGUCAGAUUCCGAUGAUAUGAUUUCUUUAGUUAACUACCAUAAUAAACCAUUAAGUGCUACAUUAGUAAACAGCGGUCAUUCCAUACAAGUGAUGUUCGUAUGGGAUGAAAAUAAAACACCUUUUAUGACUGGUGGAGUUUUAGGUGAAACUGAAUAUGUUUUGGAUUCAUUACAUUUCCAUUGGAGUCGUGUUAGUAAUGAAGGUGGGGAGCAUCUUAUUCUCGAUUAUCCUGCUGCAGUAGAGCUCCAUGUUGCCCAUUAUAAUCGUAAAUACGGUAGCAUGAAAAAUGGUUUAAAUUUCACUGAUGGGUUUGCAGUAAUUAAUACCCAAUUCGAUAUUGAUUCGAAACGGCGACGACGCGAUGUGGACUUCGAUUCUUUCAUGGCAUCAAUGGUACAGCCUUCGCCAGCACUAAGUCAAAUUAUAAAUAAUUUAGAAUCGAUUAGCACUCCAGGAUCAAGUGUUGAAAUUGAACCAUUUUCUAUGUAUGAAUUUCAACCUGUUCCAUUAGAAACAUUGACCUACAUAACAUACAUGGGAUCAUUGACUAUUCCUCCAUGUACCGAAAAUGUGUUGUGGUUAUUGAGUACAUAUCCUUAUUUCAUCACUGCAGAACAGUUGAAGACUCUCCAAUCAACAGUUGAAUUUGAUCAUGGAGAUGAUCACAAUAAUCGCGAUAUUCAACCUUCGAAUGAUCGCCAAUUUUCUAUUGCCAGGGCUAUCAGCAGAUCUACUAACUGAUUCUAUUUUAUUGAUGUGUGCCAGAAUUUAUUAAGAAAUAUUUAUAGAUGUUUGGAGUAUUAUUACUGAUGAUAAAUAAAAAUAUUAUAAUUAUUAGGCA